Messenger RNA from Paralichthys olivaceus (Japanese flounder), 467 nucleotides. The record is from RefSeq and is a predicted model, not a curated record. Lineage: Eukaryota; Metazoa; Chordata; Actinopteri; Pleuronectiformes; Paralichthyidae.
AUGCCUUCGUCAUCCUCAUUCCUCCUCCUCCUCCUCCUCCUGGCUCGUGACGUGUGGAGCUACGAGGCUCCCGAGGACAAACAGGAUGUGUUUGCAGGAAGAGCGUGUCCAGCUUUUCUGAGCUUCACCAACGCUGCGUAUCUGGCUGGAGUCACGGUGGAGCUGCCCUGUCACUGCAAACCUCAGCAGGUCCAAUCAGUCCUGUGGUUCUUCAGGAAACAUCUGGGCAGCUCCGAGGAGACUGGAGCUCUGGGCCAUCACCAUGACAACCAGCAGCUGGACACCAGUCAGGUCCCUCACAGCGACGACCUGCGGAGUCGAUUCUCCAUCCGUCUCUUCAGUCUGUUGAUCUUCAGGACAGGACCCGACGACUCGGGCAUCUACAUCUGCGGCUCCGCCCAGAAAGACUUCUUCUAUGGUUACGACCUGGACGUGCAGGAGGUGCACAGGAUCAGCGUCACUCCGAG